GAACCUUAACUGUUCAGUGCAACAAAACCCAUCAUCUCAAGUUCUCAAUAUACUCAUAGCCUUCAGUAUUCAGUUUCUACAAAACCCAUCAUCACUCAAUUGUCCUCUCUCUCUCUCUCUCUCUCUAAGAAUGGAUAGGGUGUCCAGAUUGGCUUCACAGAAGGCAGUGGCAAUCUUCAGCAAGAGCUCCUGCUGCAUGUGUCAUGCUAUCAAGAGAUUGUUUUAUGAACUUGGGGUGAGCCCUGCAAUUUACGAGCUUGAUGAGGAUUCAAGAGGGAGAGAGAUGGAGUGGGCACUCUUGAGGCUUGGGUGUAACCCUUCUGUACCUGCUGUGUUCAUAGGAGGUAAACUGGUGGGUUCAGCUAAUGAAGUCAUGACCCUCCAUCUCAAUGGCUCAUUAACAAGAAUGCUCAAAGAUGCAGGCGCUAUUUGGCUUUAGUAUUACUCAACUCAGGGUCUUAAACUGAGUCAACUCGUGACUCUUUUAUGUUAACAGCUAUUCUCCAGCCUCCACCUUUUUCCCCCACUUAGGUGAUUGUACUCAUAAAUGAGGAAAAGCACCAUACGGAAAUAGAUGUAAUGGUUAUGUAUCUUUUUCUAAUAUAGUUGCAGUUUAUAGUUCUUA
Macadamia integrifolia is the source of this 625-nucleotide messenger RNA. RefSeq names its product monothiol glutaredoxin-S10-like. Bases 131 to 439 code for a protein of 102 amino acids. Lineage: Eukaryota; Viridiplantae; Streptophyta; Magnoliopsida; Proteales; Proteaceae. The record is from RefSeq and is a predicted model, not a curated record. The transcript has a single exon.